ACAGAAAAAAUAACUUACAGUACUUAUGUAUUUCAGAUAUGAAGGGUAAACACUCUGAAGACUUUUGUAUACUUAAGCAUUCCAACAGAGUGUGUAUCUUGACAAUUGCUGCAAGUCAUCCAAUCAUAAGAGAUAGGAAAACAGUUACAAAUGUGGAUUUUCAAGUAACUCCCAAAAUGAAUCGAUUAGACAACAAAGUUUCAGGGAAGUCAAAAAAAGGGGGUCAGUGGCUGAACCCAUCAUCACCCCUAUGUUGCAUAACGUGUGAAGAUGAGACUAAGUUUACCAUGUACAGUUGCAUACGUGGAAAGCUUGCCGAAGUCAAUGAGAAACUAAUAGCAUCUCCGAACCUUCUAAAAGAAAAGUACACUCAUGCUCCUAUCUCUUAUACACAUCUAGAUGUGUAUAAGAGACAGCUCUUCCUCCUUCACCAACCAAUGCUUUCGCAGAUCGACAACGUAAUCGUCACCCAUCUCAAGUUCCACGUCACGCAGGAGUUUGCGAGCUGGCUUGUCUGUGUCCAUCAAUUCACGCUUUUUUCUGACAGCUUCUGGGAUGCAUGGUGGUCUGACCUUUGA
Molecule: messenger RNA, 578 nt
Organism: Anneissia japonica
Lineage: Eukaryota; Metazoa; Echinodermata; Crinoidea; Comatulida; Comatulidae
Product: protein Abitram-like
Exons: 4
Coding region: 39-578 (179 amino acids)
Biological process (GO): regulation of filopodium assembly; dendrite morphogenesis; regulation of actin filament polymerization
Cellular component (GO): filopodium tip; lamellipodium; dendrite
Molecular function (GO): actin filament binding; actin monomer binding
Source: RefSeq, a predicted model, not a curated record